AUGUCGUGCGGUCGAGUUGUUAGCAUCGACGAGGUACUUCACACCUAUUUCGGAUACGUUGAAAUCAGCCGAAAAAGCGGCGAAUCACAUAUUUUGCUGAAGAAUUAUCUGCUCCAGAAUGAAUCAAGUUUUCGGGUGAAUGGGUCGGUGAGGGGUGCCUGUUGUACUCACAACUAUCUUUUCCUUUUGGUACCAUUGGAGCAAUGUGUGUACGCAUUCCGGAUUGAUUCCUUCCUUGUUUACCGCUUAAAUAUCGAUGAAAUUGAGCGCAAUCCCGGAUUCAAGCCUAUGACGAACAUUGCCGUGGAAACUGAAAAAAUGAUAACGCCACGCAAGGAAAAAGAUCAGCAAAAAGGAGCGCCUGAACUUGCGCAUUUGAAGUUACAAUCCGAAAAAAGUCUCGAGUUCCAGAGCCCUGUGGAAGUGGAGGAUUUUCUGUUAUGCGCAACGAGCAGAUCAUGUUAUUUGGUGAAAAAUACGAGCGAUGGGCCAUCGAUGUAUCGAAUUUUUACUGAAAAUAAGGAAGCUAACGACGAGUUGCACCUCCUUCAACUUGGUUUCCAAGAGCCCGUCCUACAGCUUGCUGCCGGCAAUGAUCAUAUCUUAAUUUUGACCUCAAAGGGACAAGUGUACAGUAUGGGAACUGGAAGCCGUGGCGAGCUAGGCCAUGGAACAUUGGAAAACGAGCAACAGCCAUGCCUGGUUGAAGGCCUAAAUUUCACCAAAGUCGCGCAGCUGGCCUGUGGUGCUUGGCACAGUGUUGCACUAACAGCGGAUGGUGAUGUUUAUGUUUGGGGCUGGAAUAACAGUGGACAACUGGGCGGGUGCUGCGCAGAAGGCGAAAUUCUGGACAUCCCCUAUCCUUUGGAUUACGAUGAACGCAUUUUGGCUGUUGCCGCUCAACGAAAUGGAACUGUGCUGAAAAAAAGUGACAGUUCCGUGCUCACGCUCGGUAGCACUUCCUUUUGCUGA
Messenger RNA from Gongylonema pulchrum, 972 nucleotides. The record is from the annotation of a GenBank genome assembly. Lineage: Eukaryota; Metazoa; Nematoda; Chromadorea; Rhabditida; Gongylonematidae.